AUGAUAGAAUUCUUAAGUCUAAGUAAUGUGUCGUUAUGGAGUUCUCGUGAUCCAAGAUGGGGAAGAAUUGCGGAAGGUUCGGGUGAAGAUGCGUAUCUAGGAUCACAAAUAGCCAAAGUAAUGGUCAAAGGUUAUCAAGGAAAUGAUUUGGCAAAAAAUAACACCAUUAUGGCUUGUGUGAAACAUUUUGCACUGUACGGUGCCGUUGAAGGUGGACGUGAAUAUAAUACCGUUGAUAUGAGUCGUAUACGCAUGUACCAGGACUAUUUACCGCCGUAUCACGCAGCUGUCGAUGCGGGAGUUGG
This is a messenger RNA of Didymodactylos carnosus, 305 nucleotides long. The record is from the annotation of a GenBank genome assembly. Lineage: Eukaryota; Metazoa; Rotifera; Eurotatoria; Philodinida; Philodinidae.